AUGUUACAUGACAGGAAAUGUUUGACCGACAGAUAGAGGAUUUAGGUUGAUCCAAUAUCCUUUUACAUUUGGCAUAUUAUCUCCGAAUAAAUAUAGAUAUUCGUCUAAUACAUUUUUCGAGCUGCUAAGUUAAUUUAAAUAAGCAAGGAGCAUAACACUUUAUUAGAUAAACUUCCUGAUCAAUUAAAAAAAAUUAUUAAUUGGGAAGAUGACACUGAUAUAUAUUAAAAAGUAUGCAUUAAGCUAGAAGAAAUAUUGCAAAUUGAUUUUAAAGAAGAUAAGCAAUUUGCUAAUAAAAUUGAAGAAUUAAGAGAGAUUGUAAAAAAAGAAUAUGAAAAAGUAAAUUAAAUUAGUAUGAAAGUUCCAAAGCGUUAAUACAUCCUUUUCUUUGCACUAUCGAGCUUAAUAAGAGGAUAAAUCAAAUUAAGUAAUAAAUAUGAGUGAAAAUACAUUUCUUUAAGACAUAAGUUAUAUCUAAAAUUUAGAAAGAAAAUUGAAAUUCAAGGAGUAGAUUGUGAAACCAACCAAAACUUAUUAUAAAUAAUAUUCAAGAGUAUAAACAAACAUAUUAAAUAAAAUCAAUAAAAUAGCUUCCUUCAAAGAUGCCAGGUUUUAAAAGCUUGAAAAAAUUAGAUAAGUAACCUAUAGAAUUUUAUACAUAGAUUGAAAGCGCGAUUGAAGAAAAAUUAGAAUAAAUUCAUUCAAAAUUGCUUGAUUCAUCUUAUAAACUAAGACAAUUAAAUAACACUCAAUCCUCAAAGCACAUUUUAGUUAAGAAAUUAAUAAAUCCUGUUUAGAUUAACAAUAACAAUUCAUAGCGCCAAAAUUUACAAAAAUUAAUAGAGACCAAAAUCUUCGGAAAUGUAAAGUAAAAUUAAACUCGGUUUAAAAUUAAUAUAAGUGCUAUUUAAUAAAGAACCUAAGCAUCUUUGAGACUAGAUUAAUAAAUAAAAUCAAAUUAAUUAUCUCAAGAAAAAAUAGAAAAAGCAAAAAUAAUCUAAAAUUAUUUUAGAAAAUAUCUAUAAAAUAAAAAAACGAUUAAUAUAAUUACUAAAAAAUAGCCAUCAUAGACUAGAAUUCAUAAUUUCCAGUUAGAUUUAAAGAGAAUGGCAAGCUAAUCCAAUCACUCUUCAAAUAGAACAGAUAGAUAGAAGUAAGGUCUUGUUAUGAUAACAAAAUAAAACAUGCUUUCAUUUUUAUAAAGGCAAAAAUCUUUUAGCAAGCAAUCUUAUCAAGAAAAGCUUUAGCUAGCAAAAUAAAAAAAAAUUUAGUAAGCCAUUCAAUCAAAUGAUAUCAAAAUUAUUUAAAAUUCUGGAUUUAAUUUUGGUUUGGAUGAUUACAAUGCUAAAGAUGAAAUUUAAAAUACUCCUCUAUUUUAUUGUGCAAAACAUGUAAAUCAAGUUUGAUUUAGAAUCUCUAUGAAUUAUGCCAAUUUCUGUUGCAAAAUGGUGCAAACCCUAACAUAAAGUGUUCUUAAGGACAAACUGCCACCCAUUAGGCCUGUGUAUCAAGGAACCCUAACCUAAUGAAUCUAUUUACAUUUUAUGGUAAUAAAACAACAACAAUAUUAUAGGUGCUGAUUUUAAUAUGCCUGAUGAUUAUGGGGUUACUGCUUAAGCAAUAAUUGAAAAAGAAAAGAUUUCAUCUAAGAUAAAUGAAAAGGAUUUAAAACUUUAUCCAUAUAAAGUUAGCUCCCCAAAGUUUGAUGAAUUCUUAGUAAUGUGA
This is a messenger RNA of Paramecium octaurelia, 1725 nucleotides long. The record is from the annotation of a GenBank genome assembly. NCBI's taxonomy places the organism in Eukaryota, Ciliophora, Oligohymenophorea, Peniculida, Parameciidae.